Molecule: messenger RNA, 1066 nt
Organism: Cylicocyclus nassatus
Lineage: Eukaryota; Metazoa; Nematoda; Chromadorea; Rhabditida; Strongylidae
Source: the annotation of a GenBank genome assembly
GAGGCACGAAUCUCAGGUAAUCAUGACCAGGACUACUCUAUGCUUACAUUUAUUAGCUGCCACUUGCAAUAUCUGCUUUGUAGCAGGAGAGCAUUGGAGUUAUGAUGAUACGAACUGGAAGGAGACGUGCGCCACCGGAUUGAGUCAGUCGCCCAUCAAUCUGGAUAUAGCGACUGCCGUAAUCACACAGCAUGACCCUAUAAAAUUCAAUUACUAUGACGUCACUGGCUCGGUCACUGCCACGAAUAAUGGGCAUACAGAAUUAGUGCAAGGGUUUCACUCGUGGGAUCGCAGACCUUAUAUAACAGGAGGUCCGCUAAAGGGAACAUAUUAUUUGCAACAAUUUCACUUUCAUUGGGGUGAAUUUGAAAAUACUGGCAGUGAACACACUCUGGAUCAUGCGCGUUAUCCUAUGGAGAUCCAUUUUGUACAUCUUCUCGAAGGUUUCAAUGAAACCACUGCGCUAGGUGUCAAAGAUGGAAUUACUGUGGUAGCAGUAAUGGUACAAGUUUCCUCGGACCACAAUGCGCUAGCGAAUCUAGAAGACGCUUUCCUGGCGACAAAUACCUCAAAUCGAGAAGUACUAGUCAAUAGCUACACUCCAGCAGUAUUAUUACCAAAUGAUACCACAACUUACUUCCAUUAUGAGGGAUCACUAACUACACCUCCUUGUACUGAAGGAGUGAACUGGAUAGUUAUGGCUGAACCCAAAUAUGUUUUACCUACUGAGUUGAAAUUCUUACGACAGCAUUUGACAACGGAAGGAAAGGUGUUGAGUUACAACUGGAGACCAACACAACCAGUGAAUGACAGGACUGUCUAUCUGAAUAGGAGACAGGCAGGCACUAAUCUAGCAGUAGCAGCUCUUCAAACACUAAUCGUUACCAUCCUUUCUCUGGAUCUUUUGCGUCAUCACCUCGCAGAAGGUGAAAAGGUCUUGGACCAUAAGUGGAGACCAACACAGCCACUUAAUAGUAGAACUGUGUAUCUGAACAGGAAAAGCAAUGCUGGCACCAGUCUGGAGUUAGCUGUGCUUCCACUACUGAUUGCCUCAACGACUGCGUAG